AUGUAUUUUGCGUUGUUGCAUCUUGUGGCCCUUGGGGCCCUAUCGCAUGUCACUCUGGCAGUCUCUCUGGAAAGUCGCCAAGCGCAGCAGAAAGUCACCAUCGACCUGACGAAGAGAUACCAGACGAUCGACGGCUUCGGUUUCUCAGGCGCAUUCCAGCGCGCCAACCUCAUCGUCAAUCUGCAGCAGCCCAAACAGCGCGAGGUUCUCGAUCUACUCUUCAACACGACCACCGGCGCUGGCUUCUCAAUCGUGCGCAAUGGUAUUGGCUCGACACCCAAUAGCAACAGCGAUUUCAUGAACACGAUCCUUCCCAGAUGCCCAAGCACACCAGCGGAAGUUACUACGAACUAUAGCGGCCAGAGAGCACAAGAGUAUGGUGUAAAUACCUUCUACGCGAAUGCAUGGAGCGCGCCUGGAUGCAUGAAGACAAACAACCAAGACACCAACGGCGGCCAGCUCUGUGGUGUCUCUAAUACCAAUUGUCGCUCUGGAGACUGGAAACAAGCCUACGCGAACUACCUCGUCGCAUACAUCAACUUCUACGCAUCAGCCGGCGUCAAAGUAACACACCUCGGCUUCCUCAACGAGCCCGACUUAUCCACCUCAUACGCCUCAAUGCAAUCAUCUGGUACCCAAGCCGCCGAGUUCAUCAAAGUCCUUCGCCCCACACUCGACCGUGCGAACCUGACUUCCGUGGGCAUAAACUGCUGCGAAGCCACAGGCUGGAACGUCGCAACCCAACACGCACAGCAAAUCGCCUCUGCCGGCGCCGAAAGCCUCGUCUACGCCAUCACAUCUCACGAGUACACUUCGCGCAUCAGCGGCACCAUGCGCACUGCCGCUCGCGUCUGGCAAACCGAGUACUCAGACCUGAGCGGCGGUUGGAGCACAGCCUGGUAUUCCAACGGCGGCGCCGGCGACGGCUUCACCUGGGCGAACACCGUCUUCAACGGUGUCGUAAACUCCAAUCUGUCCGCGUACAUCUUCUGGGAGGGUGUCCAGGACCGCGCUACGAAUAAUAAUAACAACGAGAAGCUUAUCUUGGUUGAUGGCCAGAACUACCAGGUUAGCAAGCGGCUUUGGGCUUUCGCGCAGUUUCGCGUCGUUAGGCCGGGUGCUGUGAGGGUGGGGGCGAGUGGUGGGGCGAAUGUCAAGGCUGGUGCUUUUGUUAAUGGGGAUGGGAGUGUUGCGGUUGUGGUUAUUAAUUCUGCGGCGGGUGCGCAGAGUGUGGGUGUUGCGUUGGCUGGGUAUCCGGAUGUGAGGGCGUGGUACACCGAUAAUACUCACGAUAUGAGUGUUGCGACUGUAACCGUGGGAAGUGACGGGACUGCGAGUGCAAGUGUGCCUGGUAGAGCGAUGAUCAGUUUUCUGUUCAAGAAGGCUGCGAAUGCGACGAUGUCGUAA
This is a messenger RNA of Alternaria infectoria, 1407 nucleotides long. RefSeq lists its product as uncharacterized. Gene Ontology annotation, molecular function: glucosylceramidase activity. The record is from RefSeq and is a predicted model, not a curated record. The transcript is spliced from 3 exons. Bases 1 to 1407 code for a protein of 468 amino acids. Gene Ontology annotation, biological process: sphingolipid metabolic process. Lineage: Eukaryota; Fungi; Ascomycota; Dothideomycetes; Pleosporales; Pleosporaceae.